UUAAAGUCUACAAUUUCAUAUACAUUUCUAGUUACUCAUAAAACAAUUAUAUUAUUUUAAUUAUGAUAACGAUAUUAUACCUUUAACAAAUUCCACCAUUAUAUAGUUGUAGUAUUUUAAAAAUAUAAGAGUGCAAAUGGAAACAAACCCCAUCUCCAUACUCUCUAUUCUUCUCCAAAAUUUCCUCUUCACCACACUUACAUCUCUCUUAAUUGACUCAAGACGAUAGAUUUCUAGCAGAUUUUGAAUUUGGGUUUCUGAUUUUAGGCAUUGAUAUUGAUCUUAUGGGGUUGGGGUUUUUUGUUUGAGUGAAGACGUAGACAUAGUUGUGGGUAUUGGAUUAUGGGUACGUUAAUGGCGUCUUGGUGUUUGCUCAAUCAUCCAUCAAAACCCAAAACCACGACUCGGUAUGAGAAAAUCAACAAUGGUUAUCUUCAAUCAUGCAUCGCGUCCACCAAUUCAGGCAAUACUUGUUCGGAUUUUGAAUCUGAAAAUUUGAAAUCCCAGAACAGUGUUGAUUUGUCGUGGCUUCCUAAUUACGAUAACGACAACUCCGCCUCCGAAUCUCAUCAUCACAAUCGAGAAAUUGAUUUUGAUUAUUCAUGGCUUCCUGAUCACAUCCACUCGAAAUCCAGUAAUUCUAGGGAAACGGGAAAUGAUUCAUGGUUGCCCUCGGCGUCUACCCUAAUUGUCAACGGCGGAGAUGAUGAUGAUGAUGAUGAUUCAUGGCUUCCUAACUACAAUGAUGUCAAGAAGAACACUUCAACAAUUCCCUCGGAACCCAAUAAUUUAUGUCGUUCUCGGAAAACUUCAAGUUUCUCCCCCACCCACACUGUGACAAAUGGGAAUCAAAGCAAGGAGAUCAUCAACAACAACAACAAUAACAAUAAGCAUAAGAAAUUGAAGAACGAAGACCAUGAAUCAGUAUCUUCUCGUGAAGAACAAAUCCAGCACGCUAAGCCAUUGAAUAAGAAACCAGAAUCUUCAAGUUCUCAAGGACAAGUUUCUCCUUCUAAUUCGAAUUGCUCGGUUGAAACCGAUAGUUUAGGUGGGGUGUCGACCCUCUGUAGAAGAUUUCAAGACCUGGCUGAAUCCAGGAACACUAACAGAAAACCAAAAUGUUCCUCCGGUGGCAACAACAAUUCCGAGAGGGGUGCGCCACCGCGCACAGCCGCCGGAAACAAAAAUGAAUUUUUUUCUCCGAUUUGUAACGCCGGGGAUCACCAGAAGGUCGCCGGAGAGAACAAAUGCUUUUUUCAUAUCACAGUAAAACCCCGUUUGAUACGAGGACGCCAAGCUUUCAACGAUUUCCUCAAUCGAAUGGAACAAGAUAAACAGCGUGAACUCGAAUGUCUAGCUCAGAGAAAACCCGUCUCACAGUUUUCAUAUCGAGGACGUAUUCGAGCUUUGCUUCGAUUUAGAUUCAUAAGACCUGGCGCCGAAUCCAAAACCCAUAAACUGAAAUUGAUAACCAAAGAUCAUCACAAAAUCACAGAAUUGACAACACCCGUGGAUAAACCCCAUGAAAUUGAUACUUCAUCUCACUCGAUCCAUACUAUCCAAUUAGAAAACUAUCAUGAUUGUGUUAGUGAUUACUCUCAAUCACAGAGUGAUUGGGAUGAUGAAGAAGAAGAAUACGAUGAUGAUGGAUCAUCUUGGGAUAUGGAUCCAUUUGAUGAUUGGAUUAGCGAAAUCGCGCGACCAAAAAGUUAUUGGGAAUGUAUGAGGAGGGCUAGAUACCAUGAGAUGCGUUACCUUUACUCCUACAAACAAGAUCUUCGAGAACUUCUAGAAAGAAGAUGCGUUGUGGGUUUUCUUUCUAGUGAUCAUAAGAACAAGAUAGACGAGUUAAUGAUGAGUCGGGUACAUAGGAAUGAAGGGCUGGAGUUGAGGAAAGAAGACAUGGAAAAGGAAGAAGAUGAAGGUGGUUGGAGCAAAGUUGAGAGAAAAUGUUGGGAAUACAAUGAGUUUAUUGAUCAAACCAGAGUUCAAGGAGAAAGAUCUUAUCAAAGUUCGUCUUCCAUAGUGAGUUAUUAUGGAGCAACUCGAUGGAGUGAUGAUGGAAAAGGGGAAAUCAAUAUCGAGUUGUGUGGACAUAUGCAAGUGAAAAUGCAAUGGUGUUUUAUGAAUCAAUGUUUUGAAUAUGUUUAGACUUUUUUCUUUCUUCAUAGAAAGAGAUGGUUAGUUUCAACUUUUUGUAAAUGGAAGACAUUGCACAUUAAAAAGGUUGUAAAGAAGAGGUGAAGAAAGAAGAUGAAAAUUAUCUUCUAAUUAUUUUGAUUAGAUAAUCACAAAAAUGAUCACAUUUUGAUGUGGCAUUUAAUAAUUUGACCA
Lactuca sativa (garden lettuce) is the source of this 2334-nucleotide messenger RNA. RefSeq lists its product as uncharacterized. The record is from RefSeq and is a predicted model, not a curated record. NCBI's taxonomy places the organism in Eukaryota, Viridiplantae, Streptophyta, Magnoliopsida, Asterales, Asteraceae.